AGUCACGCCCACUUCUAUGUUGUCUUUUUACUUUUUUUGUCUUUCGGCACUUUGGUGACUUUGGUAGUGAAAUAAUAUUUAACUUUCAGAGUGCAAUUUACUCUCGAAUUUCACAUGAGUGAAGGAAAAACUGCAAAGGGCGCUGACCCUGCAGCAUUCAGGAUGCUGUACGAGGGCAGAAAUUUGAUAUCAGAGCGACCAGUCGUCGUGCUGGACAUCGGGAAAGCCUACACCAAGUGUGGUUUUGCAGGAGAGAGUGGCCCGAGAUGCAUUAUUCCGACUGAGUUUCAAUGCAAAGCGACUGGAAUUACCUUGAAAGUUUUUGAUUACAAAACCCCCGAUCAAUUGUUCCAAAAUUUAGUCGACUUUGUCCACAUUCUUUUCUUCAAGUAUUUGCUGGUCACACCCAAGGACAGGAAAGUGGUGAUAGUUGAGUCCUUAUUAAGCCCUUCUAUAGAGAGGGACACUUUGGCGAAAGUGCUUUUUAAUUAUUAUGAGUUGGCUUCCGUUUGCUUGGUGCCAAGCCACAUGGUCAGUUUAUACACCUUGGCUGUUCCGACCGCACUGGUACUCGACAUCGGCUACAAAGAGGCCAUUCUCAUCCCUGUUGUAGAAAACACACCUGUCCUGCAUGCAUACCAGGCACUUGCUUUUGCAGGAGAAGCAGUUGAGAAUAAUCUUAAGAAAUUGCUUGAAUCUCAGUGCAAGGAGGAGGAACAAUUUUAUUUGAAAGCAAAGCCCCUGCCGAGCAGCACAAUUGAAGACAUUAAAGUUCGAGGUUGUUUUGUGACUAGACUGGACCGAGCACAAAUGAUCCAGGCGUCUCUCAAAGAACCAUCUGUGACAGCACCGAAGCCUCCACCUGAACUAGUUUAUCCCCUUGGAGGUGAAAGGAGCAUCACAGUGCCCGGAACAGCCAGGGAGUUGGCCUACGAAGUUCUCUUUGAGCUCGACAACGACCUGAUGUCAAUUGCCACAAUGAUUUUGGAUGCUAUUUUGAAGUGCCCUGUUGACACUCGUGUUCCUCUUGCGGAGAACAUUGUUUUGAUUGGCGGCACUUCAAUGGCUCUCGGAUUGAAGGCCAGACUGCAACAAGAGCUACAGGACCUCCUUGUCACUCCCCAAUACAUAAAAAAAUUGGCGCUAAAGACAUUCUGCUUCCAUUCUCCUCCUGCGAAAGAAAACUAUGUUGCCUGGCUCGGAGGAGCCAUCAUGGGAGCAACCAACAGCAUCGUCAAGAGGUCAGUCUUGAAGGAGGACUAUCAGAAAUUGCCCAAGAUCCCUGACUGGGCCGACUUGUCAUUCAACUGUCAAGACAGCACUAAGAGAGGCUAACUUAAACAAGUACGGGCUAUUUAUUGUUUACUCCAGCUAUUUAUUAUUUCAUUACAUCUUCAAAUUAUAUUUCACAAAAUAAUAUGUUUACUCUCAACCAAAACUUCUUGCGUUC
Neocloeon triangulifer is the source of this 1450-nucleotide messenger RNA. It is a transcript of the gene Arp10, whose product is annotated as actin-related protein 10. The record is from RefSeq and is a predicted model, not a curated record. Gene Ontology annotation, biological process: retrograde axonal transport of mitochondrion. The coding region runs from base 115 to 1335 and encodes 406 amino acids. NCBI's taxonomy places the organism in Eukaryota, Metazoa, Arthropoda, Insecta, Ephemeroptera, Baetidae. The transcript has 8 exons.